AUGUUCAGGAACAUCUUCAUCUUCCACUUGUCCUUCUCUGACCUGAUCUUGUCCCUGACAAUCCCCUUCACCGCCCUUGACGCUCUGACCAGCGGAUGGCCGUUGGGUAGUUCACUCUUCGUCUGCAAGAUGGUGAAGUCGACCUCGUGUAUAGCUGUCUUCAUGUCUUCUCUCUCUAUCUUAUCCAUAGCUCUAGACAGAUACUGGGUUAUCUGUAGAUCAACAGCUAAACAGAUUGGAACUACUGGAGCCUGGUGUAUACUUCCAAUAAUCUGCACUACAGCCACCAUCCUCACCUCCCCCCUCCUUUACUCAUCCACCCUCACCAACCUCAAGGAGAUCUUUGCGAUACAGGAAACUCGCUACCAGCUGCCAGAUGACUACAAAGAAGAAUUCUCCAAGAUUUUGAUCUGUUACGAGGACUGGAGUCUCGGAUCUGACGAAGCAACCACUAAACAAGAUCGAAUAUGGUUCACAAUCUACUCAAGCGGUGUUCAGUUUAUUCUACCACUUGUCAUCAUUUCAGUAGUCUACAUAAACAUCUAUCUUUAUCUAAAGGAUCAUAGACUGGCCUCACGAUCUAACAAUGACAGACAAAAACGAACAAAUCACAUUCUUGUGGCAAUAUCUAUAAUUUUCUUUGUCAGUUGGACUCCGUUCAGUGUAUUCUGCAUUAUUAGUGAAUUAUUUGAUAUCUUUGAAGAUUCAGACACGAUGAUCUUGGUUUACUGUAUCUGCCACCUACUAGGAAUGUCGUCUGCUUGCACGAAUCCUAUUCUUUACGGAUUCUUGAACGAAAAGUUUGUUAAGGAAUUGGCAAUGCUGUUCCCCUGUUUGAAGCCCUGUCUAGAAGGCCCACCAGCUAACCCGGCACAAACUUCAACAAAAAACAAUCUAAAAAAAUCUUUACAGCGUUUGACUGCAACCAAAGUUGGAAAUGGGAAGGCUGAAAGUAUAUCUCUACAGUCUAUGGAGAAGAAUCAACCAUCCAACGGAGUAAAGAAAACAAACGUUCUCACUGUCCAAGCUGUUAAUGACGGUGUAUCCUGUGCCGAGGAAACCGGUUUUACGCAGAUAAAUCACAUGACCAACAAUCCACUCAUACAGAUAGAAACAAGGGAUUUAGCUGUAGUGUUGAACGCCCAGACUGAAAAGAUCAACGUUUGCAUCCAACAGAAUGAGCUAACAACAAUGAAUGAUAGUAAUUGCAAUGCUGAAAGCCAGUUUGGAUGGAACAGAAAUACUAGAGUUUACCAGAUCUGAAUAGUUUCAUCAGUUCUUCACCAGACUCUGGUUCAUUCCAACAGAAAUACUAGAGUUUACCAGAUCUGAAUAGUUUCAUCAGUUCUUCACCAAACUCUGGUGGAUUCCAACUACCGGGCCGAUUUACAAGCAGUACACCACACAUACAGACUAUAUAAAGCAAAAAUUAUGAUGGUGAACUAAAUGUUUCAUGUCCUGAACCAUAAACCAAAAUUCUGCCAAAAAAUCAAAAGAAAAAUCAGGAAAUCUGGGAUUCCAAAAAUAUCAAUCAGGAAUAUUAUUAGUAAAUACUUGUAACUUUAAGACACCUUCAGACCCUGUAAUCGAUAUCAAAAAUUAAUAAAUAAAUGUGUUUUGGUUAA
Messenger RNA from Eurytemora carolleeae, 1625 nucleotides. Its product is annotated as neuropeptide F receptor. The record is from RefSeq and is a predicted model, not a curated record. NCBI's taxonomy places the organism in Eukaryota, Metazoa, Arthropoda, Copepoda, Calanoida, Temoridae. Gene Ontology annotation, molecular function: neuropeptide Y receptor activity. Gene Ontology annotation, cellular component: membrane. The transcript is spliced from 14 exons. Bases 1 to 1263 code for a protein of 420 amino acids. Gene Ontology annotation, biological process: G protein-coupled receptor signaling pathway.